CCCAUUAUUAAAAUAAAGCCCACGAGUCUCCGCUCGUUUUCUUCUUCGUCUCCGUCUCUCCACCGCUGUCUCGAAACCCUAAUCCCUGCCUCCUCCCUCUCUCUCUCUCUCGCACGCCCGCACCGGCUUUCUGCGUAUCUCUGUUACUCAUUUGGCACGUUCCAGUAUGAGGAGGUACAGUCCCUACUAUAGCCCUCCAAGAAGGGGAUAUGGUGGAAGAGGAAGAAGUCCUCCUCCUAGAGGGAGGUAUGGCGGCCGAAAAGAAAGUAGUAGUGGAAGUCUCCUGGUCCGAAAUAUUCCUCUGGAUUGCAGGCAAGAAGAUCUUCGAAUUCCAUUUGAACGCUAUGGGCCUAUAAGGGAUGUGUAUCUGCCAAAGGACUAUUACACAGGAGAACCUCGUGGCUUUGGCUUUGUGCAGUUUGUGGAUCCUUUUGAUGCUUCAGAAGCACAAUAUCAUAUGAAUGGCCAAAUAUUUUGUGGACGUGAGUUAACAGUUGUUAUUGCUGCAGAGACUCGCAAACGACCUGAAGAAAUGAGAACCAGAGCACGAGUGAGAGGAGGUUCGGGAUAUGAUGGUCGGAGGCCAACUUAUUAUGGUCGAUCACGGUCUCGAUCUCGAUCACCAUCCCGAUCCCGCUCCCCUGUAAACCACUCAGGUUCUAGGGCUAGGUACCGAUCCAGGUCCUAUUCCCCUGCGCCGAGGAGGAGACCCGAGUACUCUGUGUCACCAGAAAGGAGACAAGUAAAGGGAUCAAGAUCCCCCCCAUAUGCCCGUCCUUUAGAUCGGGACGAUGAAUUAAACCAUCGCCGGAGGUCCUACUCGCCAAAGUAUGACAUGGACAACCGUAGCCCGGUUGGCAACGGCUAUGAAGGGUCCCCACGCGGUGCGGGACGUCAGGACUGGGAAUCUCCGAGACGCAUUUCUAGGUCGCCACCGGGCUCUCGGUCGAGAUCUGCAGACUUAUCUCCGAGGCCUAGCCGCCGCUGACAUAUCGCAGAAUACUCUAGUUAUUGGUCUGUGCGUCGGGCUCCUUUCUUUUAUUGUUUCAAGUGCAAGUGGAUACUUCGACCUAUGGAGGUGUAAAAGUUUUUGGGACUGACGUCUGUGAAGUGUGCGUUUUGUGAGCCAUAAAUAUAGUUGUGGACUCCCAUUAUGUGCGACAUGAUGCUUGUCUUAUAUUAAGAAGCACUUGCAAGAUGCUUUGACGCAUUAAAUAGAUCCUUGUUUGAUGCAUUAA
Molecule: messenger RNA, 1238 nt
Organism: Nymphaea colorata (pocket water lily)
Lineage: Eukaryota; Viridiplantae; Streptophyta; Magnoliopsida; Nymphaeales; Nymphaeaceae
Product: serine/arginine-rich SC35-like splicing factor SCL30
Exons: 8
Coding region: 167-988 (273 amino acids)
Molecular function (GO): RNA binding
Source: RefSeq, a predicted model, not a curated record